This is a messenger RNA of Trichogramma pretiosum, 1652 nucleotides long. RefSeq names its product rhomboid-related protein 4-like. NCBI's taxonomy places the organism in Eukaryota, Metazoa, Arthropoda, Insecta, Hymenoptera, Trichogrammatidae. Gene Ontology annotation, molecular function: serine-type endopeptidase activity. The transcript is spliced from 2 exons. The record is from RefSeq and is a predicted model, not a curated record. The coding region runs from base 204 to 947 and encodes 247 amino acids. Gene Ontology annotation, cellular component: membrane.
CAAAGUGAAAUGUUUUAAUUAAAAUGUACGUGUGUGUUGUUUCUAUAUUAUAUUUGAUUUAUUCAUCAAACGAGAGAAUGAAAGUCAUAGUAGAAUAAAAAUAAAGCCAGAUAUGAUAUGGUAAUACUCGAACAUGAAGAAGAUGAAGAUUCGCUCAGCUUAUUAUUGCUUCCGAUGGCGACUAAUCACUGUAACCUAUCCCAAUGAGAAUGAUCCGAAGAAGACAGCCAGGACUAGAGACUGGACUUAUCCUACUGGCUUUGCAGGUUAUAAAUUUCGGUAUAGAUAACAUUCCGAUCACCACCCUGCUCGGGGUCUUGGCCCAGAGUCUAUUGUACGCCGGCGUGAUCAAAGUCAAGUGGAACCCCGAGGACGUGUGCAUCUCGGCCUCGCGCAUCAUAGUCAACAAAAAGUGGCGCUCUUUAUUUCUAUCCAACUUCGAGCAUGGCUCCGACAUACAUCUCUACUACAACAUGGUAUCGUUCGUGAUCAAGGGCUCGAGUCUCGAGCCUAUCUACGGCUCGCUGAAUUUCGCUCUGUUGCUUGGCUUGUUCGCCGUGGGCUGUGGCUCUAUGUACGUCUGCCUCGGCUACGCACUCACGAAACUAACGAACAACUAUUUUCAUUACCACGUGUGCGCCAUCGGAUUCUCGGCGAUUCUGUUCGCUUUGAAGGUGGUGCUCGUGUGCGAGAGCGAGGACAGACCCACCGAGGUCGGCGGCUUUCGAGUGCCCAGCAAGUUUUCCGUCUGGAUGGAGCUCGUGCUGAUACACGUGCUCGUGCCGAAUUCGUCGCUACUGGGCCAUCUGAGCGGUACCUUGGUCGGUUGUGUCUAUUGUUACACGAGCAUAGGCGACACGAUAGACGAUAGCUUGACGAAGUUGUCGUGUCAAUCGAUCAAUCACGCGAACGAAUUCUACGAUCGUCGGGCCAUCGCAUUAUUUUAAGAAAAUAGUUGAAAACCAUUUUCAUCGAGGCCGAAUCGUGCUUGUUGUGUACGAAAAGAGAUUGUAUAAAAAUUUGAUCUGUUUUAACGCGAAGAGAUGAUUUUCCAAAAUAAAAGCAAAUUGCCAAUAACAUUGAAAAUGUGUGUCACGACUUUCGUAAGAAUAAUUAGAUUCUGCUACGUUUUCGUGUUUGUUGACUAGUCGACCGUUUGGUUUAAAUAAUAAUAUCCCUACUCUAAUUCAUUCAGUUGUUGAACGAUAUUGGUCAGAGAAUGACACAAAUCCGGCAUACUAUGGAAAAUGAGUAAACAUAUAUUUUUUUCUUAGUGUUCGUGGUAUUAUUUGUAGCGUAUAAUUUUUUGAUAAGAUUUAUAAAGUAAUUUUUUCAGCGCCUACAAUUUUGUUUUGUGAAACAUUUCAUUGACGCUAUAAUUAAAAUAAUACGUGAAAGUGUAUUUGGAAUUGAUCAAAUCUAUUGGAAAUUUAUGUGAAAAUAAUUUAAUUUUGUGUUAAAUUUUGUGUUCAUCGAUACAUUUGUGUGUAUAUUAAUCUGAUUGAGAUAACUAAACUAAUAUAUUUAGCCCGCAAUUUAAGUUGGUCAGAGAUUGAAAGUAUUACUGGUGAAAAUAGUGAUAAUGACCGAGUUCAAACGUGAUUUUUCGUCUCUUCUGCUGCGCUACGCAGCUUUAAAAAAGUCCAUCGAUG